Molecule: messenger RNA, 717 nt
Organism: Suillus subaureus
Lineage: Eukaryota; Fungi; Basidiomycota; Agaricomycetes; Boletales; Suillaceae
Exons: 3
Coding region: 1-717 (238 amino acids)
Source: RefSeq, a predicted model, not a curated record
AUGCAAGCUCUUAAGUUCCAGAAGACUGGGUCCUUCGAUGAAUUGUCUCUGGUUAACCCAUAUUAUGUCCCGGUGAGACCCUCGUACGCGUCAGAGCUACCGGUAUCAAUGGGAUUUCUCCAGGAAGUUGUCGAAGCACUCGACGCAUCUGGUGCCUCGAGUCAAGAGUGGAUUGAAGCAGAGGUGUGGGGGACAGGAAGCGAGAUAAGCUUCACUUCGGAUGGAACAUUUUCUCGAUACGUUACUGUCCUUAUCGCUGCACUGAACCGGAAGCCGGCAUCUCUCGACUACUCUAGGGCUGGUGCCAUAACCCUGCCGUGGUUAUGUGCCUGUAUUACAGUUGACACACUUGCGAACGUCAAGGAGGGAGACAAUAUUAUUAUCACUGGUACAACCGGCCGUUCGACAACACGAUUUCACAGUGACACCAUACGGCACCGGUCGUGUCGUGGUCAUGGCUGUCCAUGCAAAGGAUGGACUAUUCCCCGUCAACCUGCGGACAUUUUAUACAAAGGCCCUUACGCUACAGGGCAUGAAGUGAGCUCAUUGGAGGUCAAAGAGGUACUGGACGACCUUGCGAAGAAAAUUGAUGGUGGGCUGCUAGAGGGGCCGAAGGAGGUCAAUGAAAUUGAUAUGAGGAACAUGGACAACGUGAAAGGUGCUCCACAGGCGAUUCUAACUCGAGCUUCUCAUGUUCGUUUAGUCAUUUCCCCCUGA